Puntigrus tetrazona (Sumatra barb) is the source of this 1851-nucleotide messenger RNA. It is a transcript of the gene cep57l1, whose product is annotated as centrosomal protein 57, like 1. The transcript has 11 exons. NCBI's taxonomy places the organism in Eukaryota, Metazoa, Chordata, Actinopteri, Cypriniformes, Cyprinidae. The coding region runs from base 180 to 1661 and encodes 493 amino acids. Gene Ontology annotation, molecular function: microtubule binding; gamma-tubulin binding; identical protein binding. Gene Ontology annotation, cellular component: centrosome. The record is from RefSeq and is a predicted model, not a curated record.
UGAAGCUGUGGUCAUUGUGUGUAUGCGGAAACACUGAGGGCGGUAAAAGAAGAGGGAAAUUUGAAACUGGGAGGCGCUGUCGGCUACAGCUGUUAACAGGACACAUUCAGCUAAUUCGUCUGUAACCUCGAUGACUAGGCUGCAUCGUUUUAGUCUUUUACGUGUAACGUAAAGUCAUAAUGGAUCACUACAGAGACCAGACUCUGAAUCUGGACUCUCCAUCUAAACAGAGUUAUGUUGGAAGUUUUUACCAACCUCCAGAGAAGCUGUCAAGACCUCUGUACAUGGACACAGCCACAAAUCCACAGGAAAGAAAGAGCUCAGGUGUGCAGGACAUCAGCCCACAGUUUUAUCAAACCGUACCUGAUGCUGGAAGCAGAGUGAUAGCUGCCCUGAAAACGCUGCAAGAGAAGAUGCGACGGCUGGAGCUGGAGAGAGUUCAGGCAGAGAGGAACGUCCAUCAGUUCCCUAAGACUGUUCGACAUAAGUUGGAUGCUUCUGUACAGAGAGGACCAUGUCACAGCACACAAGAGAAUCACUCUACACAGAGGAAAGAGCUGGUUUCCAAGCUUCAUUCUGCAGAAACGCGCUGCUCUCUGCUGGAAAAACAGCUUGACUACAUGAGGAAAAUGGUGGAGUGUGCAGAGAGAGAGAGAAUCACUCGCACAGACAAAGAGGACUCUUUGUGUAGGCAAAGCACACAUACAGACCAACAAAUGCAGACACAACUCAACAAAUUGGAUAGGCUGGAAAAGGAGUAUCUUAAACUUACCAGCACACAGUCAAUAGCUGAGAGGAAGAUUGAGCUCUUAGAGCAGAAACUUUUAGAGGAGCAACAUGAACGCAAAAUUAUGCAGGAAAAAGCAGAGGAGUUGCAGCGAGAGCUUGAAAACAAUCUCCUGUCCCUUUCUGUUGUGACUCAACCUAAAGGCAAGAAAAAAAAGAAAGAAAAGGGCUCUUUCAAGAAGCCCACCUCAAUGAAGGUGGAGGCACCUCCCACUCCAAAGGCUAAACACCUCCCAUUUGUGGCUGGAACAUCUACCAGUCCGAGUCACUCAGUCAAUGCCAAUGUUCAGAGUGUUUUGCACAUGAUGAAGCACAGAAACCCCCAACUGUGUGAGAGAGUCAGUGCACUGCAGAAGUCCGUUUCUGAGAACCAGCAGACCCAGCGCAGACCUCCGUCCCCCCCCAGCAAAGCAGCUUCCACACUGGGCGGCCUUUCUGAUAUUCUGCUCGCCCUUCAGGAUGAACUGGGACAGAUGAGCUUUGAACACCAGGAGCUGGUCAAGCAAAUAGACGAGACCUCUAAACGAGAGCUUCGUGAUGAUCUGGAGAGAGAGCUGGACUGUCUGGUCAAGAGAAUGGAGGAGAAAGCAGCUCAGAUCUCCAAACUGCGCAAGCAUCAGCAAACGGUUCAGAAACUGUCCCAGCCAUCCUGUAGCCCCAAACAAAAGCAGCAGAAGCUUCAUAGGGCUGCCAGCGUAGAGGCCAAAACCAGGGCACAGAGUGGGGUACAACCACUGCCACCGUCCCCUGUCAAAGCCUCAGCCAGCACGGGGCAGAAACACAGCAGAAGCAGUCAGGAGUCUCUGAGGCUCCUCAAACAGACACAGAAACUGUGCUCUAGCCUCCGCAGACAGGACAUUGCGUGGGAAACGUAGUUACACUUCCCUGAAACACAUUUGGGGCUUAUAAGUGUUACACUGGAAUAAUUAUAUUUGCCCUCAGAAGAUCAGAAAACACUGAUUCAUCUGAAAAAACUAUAUGACUCUGAAUGACUUUCAUGAGCUUUUUAAUUAUUCAUAUUUUUAUUUGAAUAAGUUGUGAAUAAAAUAUAUGCAUAUAUUUAUA